Ostrea edulis (European flat oyster) is the source of this 2068-nucleotide messenger RNA. RefSeq lists its product as uncharacterized. The coding region runs from base 411 to 1133 and encodes 240 amino acids. The transcript has a single exon. The record is from RefSeq and is a predicted model, not a curated record. NCBI's taxonomy places the organism in Eukaryota, Metazoa, Mollusca, Bivalvia, Ostreida, Ostreidae. Gene Ontology annotation, molecular function: DNA binding. Gene Ontology annotation, cellular component: nucleus.
AGAGAUUGGAGUACACGGAAGUGACGGUUCUAUCUUACAAACUUUAGUUAGGAAAGAAGUAAUUUAUUUUCUUGAGAACGAAGUACUUUUUGACCACGAAUGCUUGAUGGAUCUUGGCUCCCUUUUAAUAAAGUUGUCAUCGAAUUUCCGUAUUGCCAUAUGUUUAUACGAAAUUCUGAGUCAAGAAAAACCAAAAAUUGACGAGGGAGAAACGAGUAUCGUGUUUGUCGCCGGUUCUCUUUGUAAGACAUGUACCUUACUAGACGAGAAUAUCCGCACUGCCAUAGAAGAUUACAGAGAAGAAAUUAAAAUGUUUUCAUUGUAAAAGUUUUAAAUAAAAAAUAAAAUAAAAACUCGCACGGUAAUAUAUUUUUUUUUUAUUAAAGCACAAAAUAAAUUUCCUAUUUUAGAUGCCGAAGAAAGGACAGAAUAUUUAUGUCAAAUACAAAGAAUCAGAUCUGGAAAAUGCGGUGGAUGCUGUAAAAUUGAAAGGGAUGAGCUACGGAAAAGCAUCCAAAAUGUUCAAAGUCCCCAAAACAACAAUAGUGGAUCAUGUGACCGGAAAAAUUAAAAAAGGUGCAAAACCGGGACGGAAAACGGUAUUUCUAAUAGAAAUAGAAAAUACUAUAGUGGAGAGGGUUUUGGCUGCCGCAGAAAAGGGCUUUGGGGUCACCAAAAAGCAACUUGUAAUUAAAGUUGCUCGCCUUGCCAAAUUAAAAGGUUUCACAUUUCAGAAUGGGGUUCCCCAAGAUGACUGGUGGAGAGGAUUCAAGUCUAGGCAUCCAGAAAUUGUCAUACGCAAACCAGAGCAGCUGUGCACUUCGCGUUCUCGAAUGCUAAACAAGACGGUGGUUAACAAAUAUUUUGACGAUCUUCAUAAAAUCAUCAGAGAGAAUAAUUUAGCGGCGUGUGAUGUAUGGAAUGCGGAUGAAACUGGAAAACAAUUCUGUCACAGUCCCUCUGCCGUUCUUGCUCGGCGAGGGGUUAAGUCUCUGCCAGGAAGAACCUCAACCUCUCGCCAUAAUAUUACAAUACUGGCAUGCGUCAAUGCUGCUGGUAACAAGAUGUCUCCGAUGUGUGUUGUCAAAGGUAAAACUCCGAGAUGUUUGGAGUCAUUUGGUGCAUCACCCUAAGAUACAGUUUGGACUUGUCAAGAAAAGGCUUGGAUGUGCGACUUGCUUGGCGAGCUGUGGUUCAAAAAUGUCUUCCUUCAACACUGUGGAACUCAAGAUUCACACAGUUCUCAUGAGGUGUUACGUCUUUUGGAGGCAGCUAUUCCUCAUAACAUCAUGAUAAUGGCAUUACCUCCUCACACUUCCCAUCAUCUGCAGCCACUUGACAAGUCAGUGUUCGGGCCCUUCAGUAAGGCUUAUGACAGAGCUUGCUCAGAAUUUAUGGCAGAUCACCCUGAUCACCAAGUCAAUAAGGCCACUUGGCCAAGAUUAUUUAAAUCAGCAUGGGACAAAUCAGUUACGGCUGACAACAUUAAGAGUGGGUUUCGUGCCACUGGUAUCUGGCCUUUGGAUGCCAACGCUUUGCCAGAUUAUGUUUAUUUGCCAUCGGAAGCUUUUGACAUUCCCUUGAGCACCCAGCUCUCUACCUCCUCUGCACCUCGUGACUCCCAGCCAUCUACCUCCUCUGCACCACGUGACUCCCAGCCAUCUACCUCCUCUGCACCGCUUGACUUGUCUUUAACUCUCCUUGCCGAGACAGCCGUCUCAUUAACUGAACAUGUCAAUGAAUCAAGCAGCUCAACUGACCCAGGGUGAAUACCAGACGACAUGGCUAUCCUGGAUGUUCAGAUACCCCCAGCAGACGUUGGGACGCUUUUGAAUGCAUUAGGAAACGGUGCUCUUGAACUGACUGCCGCCGGCGAUGUGGACAGCAGUACAUAUAGUGCACAUAACUGGAAUACUGAAAUUGAUGACAUCUUCUCCAUUCCGCAGCCUACUCCAAAGAUUCUUAAAUCGUCAUCUUCUGGCAGCAUUACCAGUCAUCGUCUUCUCACUAGCGACGAGGUUGUCAACGGAAAGCGGGAAAGACAAGCUGCAAAGGAAAAUAAAGAAAA